UUUUACACUAGACCAAAUCUGUGUCAAUUCGUAGUAGUCAUUGGUCUGUUACAAAAUGUGUAUUUAAAUUCUCUUUUAUAAAUGUAUCGCCUUGAUGAAAACUAAAUAAUUGUUUUGUGCAUUGAUUAGCAAUAAUGUCCGAUCGGAGUGGCCCAAGUAAAAUAAGGAAGCUAAAGACCAAACCAACAUCACGAAGUGAACGAGCGGGAUUGAAAUUCCCCGUGGGUAGGAUACACAGAUAUUUGAAAGACGGCAAUUUUGCUGUAAGAAUCGGCGGAGGCGCUGCCGUUUUCCUUGCUGCUGUGUUGGAGUAUCUUUCUGUCGAGAUACUGGAACUGGCGGUGAAGGCAGCCAACGAUAAUCAACGGAGCCGAGUUUCUCCCCGACACUUAAUGCUGGCGAUACGCAACGACGAUGAAUUGGACAGGAUGUUACAGGGUGUCAUUAUAAAACAAGGGGGAGUCUUGCCCAAUAUCAAUCCCAUCCUCGUGCCCAAGAAGACAGGCAGGCCUAAAAAUACCACCAAUACUAACACUUCUUCACAAGAAUAUUGAAUCGUUUUGGGCAUUUAUUAAAUUAUUGUUUGAGCAUAUAAGAUUAACCUGUUUUAUAUUAAUUUUAAAUAAUCUUGGUUUUUGAUAAGAUGAAUGAAAUUAAAGUAUCCUACCUAGAGUGAAUUUUUUAAUUA
Hyposmocoma kahamanoa is the source of this 688-nucleotide messenger RNA. RefSeq names its product histone H2A-like (gene H2ax-l). The record is from RefSeq and is a predicted model, not a curated record. The transcript has 3 exons. Gene Ontology annotation, molecular function: structural constituent of chromatin; DNA binding; protein heterodimerization activity. Gene Ontology annotation, cellular component: nucleosome. Lineage: Eukaryota; Metazoa; Arthropoda; Insecta; Lepidoptera; Cosmopterigidae. The coding region runs from base 135 to 554 and encodes 139 amino acids.